Messenger RNA from Populus euphratica (Euphrates poplar), 1795 nucleotides. Its product is annotated as probable pectinesterase/pectinesterase inhibitor 21. Bases 62 to 1795 code for a protein of 577 amino acids. The record is from RefSeq and is a predicted model, not a curated record. The transcript has 2 exons. Gene Ontology annotation, biological process: cell wall modification. Gene Ontology annotation, molecular function: pectinesterase activity; enzyme inhibitor activity. NCBI's taxonomy places the organism in Eukaryota, Viridiplantae, Streptophyta, Magnoliopsida, Malpighiales, Salicaceae.
AUUUUCCUUUCUUAAUAUUGAAAGUUAUUUCUCUAUAAAUAUUAUUAUUUUUUCGAUAAAAAUGUAUUCCGGGGAUGAUUCAAAGAGAAAGAGGAGAUUGGCCAUUAUCGGCGUCUCUUCUAUGCUCUUGGUAGCUAUGGUUGUAGCUGUGACCGUUGGCGUUGGCCUUAACAAUGACGGUAAUGACGACCUCAAUGGCAGCAGUCAUAAAAGCACUAGUCAGGUUUCUGCCUCGGUGAAAGCCGUCAAAGCAAUUUGCCAGCCCACUGAUUACAGAAAAACAUGUGAAGAAAGCCUCCAAAAAGCUGCUGGAAACACCACCAAUCCUAAGGAGUUGAUCAAAAUAGCAUUCAAGAUUGCAGAGAAGCAAAUUAAUGAGGCUUCCGAGAAAUCAAAGCUUUUGGAGGAACUCUCAAAGGAUGCAAGAACCCGAGGGGCUCUUCAGAGCUGCAAAGAGCUUAUGAACAUGUCUGCUGGUGAGCUCAAGCAAUCUCUUAACAAAGUAACGGAUUUUGAUCUUAGUGAGUUAGAGACAUUGAUGGCAGAUGUUAAGACCUGGCUUAGUGCUUCCAUCACAUAUCAAGAGACUUGCUUGGACGGGUUUGAAAACACAACCACUGAUGCUGGAAAGAAAAUGAAGAAGGGAAUGAAGCUGGGCAUGGAGCUUAGCGCCAAUCUCCUUGACAUCGUUUCCGGGAUCUCUUCCGCAAUCCCUUCAUUGGAAAGUUUCACCCACCGCCGCCUUCUUCAAGACGAUCUACCUGUUCUUGGCCAUGGUGAUCAAUUCCCCACGUGGACUGACUUUGGAACCCGCAGGCUCCUAGCUGCACCCGUUUCGAAGAUUAAGGCUGACAUUGUUGUGGCCAAGGAUGGAAGUGGAGAUUUCUCAACUAUCAGAGAAGCAUUGAAACAUGUUCCCAUCAAGAGCAAAAAGGCCUUUGUGUUACACAUAAAGGCAGGAGUUUAUCAAGAGUACCUUGAGAUCAGUAAGGGCAUGAUUAACUUGGUGGUGAUAGGAGAUGGCAGGGAAAAUACUCGCAUCAUCGGAAACAAGAACUUUGUUGAUGGAAUCAACACUUUCCACACCGCAACAGUAGCUGUCCUCGGAGAUAACUUUGUGGCCAAGAAUAUUGGUUUCGAGAACAAUGCUGGUGCCAUCAAACAUCAGGCUGUGGCGUUGAGAGUUUCGGCUGAUUACGCUGUCUUCUACAACUGCUCAAUGGACGGACACCAGGAUACAUUAUACACACAUGCCAAACGUCAGUUCUACCGAGACUGCAGCAUCUCCGGCACCAUUGACUUCGUCUUCGGUGAUGCUUCUGCAGUCUUCCAAAACUGCAAAUUCUUGGUCCGCAAGCCAUUGGAAAACCAGCAGUGCAUUGUGACUGCUCAAGGCAGGAAAAUGAGGAGGCAGCCAUCAGCUCUUAUCAUCCAAAACAGCACUAUCACAGCUCACCCUGACCUAUUCCCUGAAAGAAAACAAUUCAAGUCAUACCUCGGCCGUCCAUGGAAGGAAUACUCAAGAACAAUCAUCAUGGAGUCAUUUAUCGACGAUCUCAUCCAACCCGAAGGAUGGUUGCCUUGGCUCGGAACUUUCGGACUCAAGACUUGUUGGUACACAGAGUUCAACAACUACGGUCCUGGUUCUAGCAAGAAUCUUCGUGUGAAGUGGAAUGGAAUCAAGACCAUCAACCGUCAACAUGCCAUGGAUUUCACACCAGGAAGGUUCCUAAAGGGUGAUUCCUGGAUCAAGGCCACCGGGAUCCCCUACACACCUUUCUUGGUCAGAAAAUAA